Ornithodoros turicata is the source of this 6133-nucleotide messenger RNA. RefSeq lists its product as uncharacterized. Gene Ontology annotation, cellular component: extracellular region. Gene Ontology annotation, molecular function: growth factor activity; Toll binding. Lineage: Eukaryota; Metazoa; Arthropoda; Arachnida; Ixodida; Argasidae. Bases 287 to 5029 code for a protein of 1580 amino acids. The transcript is spliced from 7 exons. Gene Ontology annotation, biological process: central nervous system formation; innate immune response. The record is from RefSeq and is a predicted model, not a curated record.
UUUGGCCGCACGAAGUUCCACCGGAUUGAGCCACUCCAGUAAGGAAGGUCCCGCUCAUCGGGUCAAACGCGGACCGCGGCUAAACCAGGCGGAAAUAAACGUUGGAAAGUGUUCCUGUGCAUGCGUCGCUAUAGAUAUCAAUAAGCAGCCGACUGAGACUCUCUGGGAGAAAGCGAAGAAGACCACCGCCAUGCGAGUGCCUGGGAAACAUCGCAGAUGAUGCCUCUUAUGGCAGGGCAGACCCUUGGAUAUUGAUCACGUGCGACACACAAUAUCGGGAUACGAGAUGUUUAAUGAGGUGGCGCGACCAUCUGGUGUCUCACUCAUUACAGUGGUCGUGCUGCAGUAUGCACUCACCACCAGAGUGGCAGGCGAAGGGUACCACUGGGAUGGAUCAAGACCGAACCCAUGGUUAGGACGGAGCACACCGACGGAAGAACCGCAAUACCUCGGUGCCCACAACGGUGCGGCUGUUGUCCUUGACAGAAGCGAAUCAAGUGCUGUGGCCGUACGCACGAAGGCACCACCUAUGGACUUGUCAAAUAUCGCUGACUCUGUUCUUCCACCCGCUUUUAUACGUGUCAUAAACCCUAUGGGCCCUGCUGGAUGGGAGCCACACGACAACUCCGUUUCCCAAUCUGUUUCAUUCAACACACCUACAACCACCACCACAACUACUACAACAACCACCACCACAACAUCCACCACGACUACGACGACGCCUAAGCCAACUACAACAACUACCCUUGCCCCGACGACAACCACACAAAGUACUACGACGUUGAAGCCACAACCUACCACAGAAAGGCUUACCACAACAACCAGAAGGCGUCCUGCAGCGUUCAAUAAAGUGCUGCCAACGGCAGUUAAAUCGACGGCUGUAUUCAGAAAGCCCACAUCACCACCGGUGCGAAAACCGAUAGGGCACAGAAGAUUGCAAAAGCCAGAAGUACGAAGCAGGACCACGUCCACAGUUCCGCCAACGACAAAAGCCGUAACAGCCAGCCCGGAAGGACGGCGCGGUCAGAAUAAACCACGGAGAAAGCAACGUCCAGAGAAUGACUCUAACUCAGAAUUGCCUGAAGUUGCUAUCCAUGAGAAAUUAGAUUACCACACAGCAAGUGACGCAGUAGAUACAGGUACAGAGCGGCCCCUUCAGCGACCCUCACACCAAAACAGAGUAAGAAUUCCUCAACUCAAGGAGACAGCAAAACGUCGCAAGCCGUUUGUUCCAAAACCUCGACCUCUCCCUAAGCGAGAGGAGCGCCUUAAAGAGGGGGAGCCCGUGGUACAAGCGAGCAACAAUGAAGAACAGAAUGCCACUCAGCGACCCGAGCUUGACAGGCAUCGCAUUGCAACAAAGCAGCCUCAAACGCAUACGCCGAAGAGGCGACGACGACCUCAGACGCAAAGAUCUUCGAGUACAGUGAAGCCUGUGUCGCCACACCGCACACAUAGCCCGCAGAGACAGUCUUCUAAGCCAGUUAGGCAUCUCGAUCCUGCCACUUAUACGAAGGCUUAUACAACUGGUCGGCCUAUAAGGCAUCACCAGUCUGAGCAGCACACCCUCCCCAAAACAGAUGAACUGCCAGCGGGCCAUCGGGAGGAUGAGCCCGAGAGGUAUCAUCCUCAACACGGCGAACCAUUAAAACACCCAUUGCCAGCGCCUCAAACAGAACCUCGGCAGCCUGUAGCGUUUGGGAAACGCACUCAACAAAAUCGGCAAGAUCAACUACGACCUCAAGGGCAGGAGCCUGCGCCGCAAAUUCGGAAUAGCGAACUGGAGAGCCGUCCUCAACCAGUCACUCCCAGGAGACGACUACUGCCUCAUAAUCAAGCCAACCCAACACGAUCAGCUGAAGUUGGAAGGCGACCACAGCCUCAAGUACAACGUUAUCCUCUAGAAGCGCCACAGCGACUAAAAAGUGCUGAAACCGAGAGACACGAUGACCUCGGCGAGCCAGUGAAGAGACUUCGACAACGACAUGAAGACCGUCCACCUUUUGUACGGUUUUUAAGACGUCCGCAACAUCAGCCUCAUGCUGUGCCAAACUCUGCAGCGCUACCUACCGCUCUUCACACCAUGGAGCCGGAAAGGUAUCCUCAGCCAGGCGGACCGUUGAUGAGGCAUACUUCCCCUACGCGUUCAGCAACACGCCGUAAUCCUUCAGAUGCUCCGAGGCGUCGUCAACAACAAAUACUUCUUAAACACGAGGAGCCAGAUAUGCGACUUCAGAAGAUCGAACCACAGAGGUAUGCAGGGCAGACAGGGCCCGCCAGACGUCUAUCUCCACCACACAGGCUAAUGCAAGCUCCGGACGCAGUACCAGUGAGGUGGAAUCCUCACAGAGACUCAUUUGGCCGACCCAUGCAAGACGACCCUGAAAGGAGGCCAGAGAAGAUAGCAACAUUUUCAAACAUGAACACAGGCGGGCCAGCUAUUCGUCACCAAGGCAUACCACCAGGAAGACAUCAUCUACCUCCCGAACCAAUCAGGCGCAUGGAUUCUAUAGACCUCCUUAGGGAUCCACAAUCAACGCAUGAAGACAGCACUCACGUAUCUAAACAGCCGUCAUACCAACGAACACGUCCCGGAGGUACAGAAGGACGUCAAAGGCUAACAGGGCCACAAAGAAAAGACGAUGUGGAAAAUAGAAGUAGGUAUCACAAGCCAGACGAGUCCAUAGGGCCGACUGAGUCGAUCCAGACACAAAAGUUUAUUCGACGUAAUGAUGAAGCGGAUCACCACGAUCGUCCGGCUACACAUCAGCAACCUGUGCGGCUUGUAAGAGUAAACGCUCAGAAUACCGAACCACCGAGACAUCAUCAAUCUGAGAAUGGAGCCAGGCGUCGGAGGCCAAUUCAGAGACAGUCCCGACCGCAAAAGACAGACUUCGUUACCGUAGCCCCGGCUUCCGUCACGUUCACGACUACAACGUCAGCGCCCAUGACCACAUCGACAGCUUCAAGGCCACCCCGAUUCGGCGAGCGAAAGCAAUCUCACCGUACGAUACCUCUUGUUGCGACGACCACGAAGCCUGUCACAACAGACUUGCCUCCAGCUGUGGUGCCGAACGAAAGGAAAACGAAUGGACUAAAUAAGAAGCGUCGAAGGAAGCCGCACCUGCAACUAAGGCGUGACAUACAUACGGUCGACCUCGUUGCACAAGGUUCAGAUAAGGAAACGCUGAUGGUGCUCCCAGCACACAAUCUAAAUAUGACAGGGGGACACGAUGUGAGAAAAGUUGCGCAUAUUGACAAAAAGCGCGCUGUAAACUCUGAUAACGCUGAGGUGCCAAAACCAGAGGCCAGAAAUGAGGACUCCUACGAAGCCAGGGCAGCAAUAAGGCUUAUCCCAGCACCACUCAGCGUAAAAAGCGUGGCUUCAAGGCGUGCAGACUUUACAGGCCUACCGGGGGGAUGGUACGGUGCUUUUGUCCCUCACAGGCGAUUCUUUCCGUCAUUCCCAGUGUUGCCUCCACGAUUCACUUCCUAUGAGGACAGCACUCAGGAAGAAGGAGACAGACAUUCCGCAAUUCAUUUCCGUCCACCAAUUCCAGUACCCAUCCGGCCACCGUUACCAAGACAUCCACCGAAAUGGGAACUACCCUAUCACACAGCUCCCGCCAACAUUCAACAACACAUCCGAAGACCGAUCCCACCUCCUUUUACUCAACCGUUCGUGAAGGGCAACCCGCUCCCGGUUCGAGGCAAACACGACGAACCACGGUGUGAUCGUUUCUCGGAGGAUAUUUGCCUAGACGACUUCGAGUACCCCGCGGCUGCCAUAUUGGAUACCAUUUACCGACAGCGCCACAAGUUCGACACAAUGUACGCAGAGGUCACGGACAGGACCUCCCAAGUGGAUGGGGUGACAAGAAGCGAGGAAGAAUCUUACGAUAUGCGACACUAUUUUGGCUUGAGAAAGGACCCGACCAGUCCUCCUAGAGACUACGGUCGCGAGAGCGGCUUCAUGUGCCCAUCGGAAAUCCAUUACGGGAAGCCAAGAAGAGCCAGAAACAACAAAGGCGAUUGGAAGGUUAUUGUGAACGUCGGAGAGUUCAAACAAACAAUACGCCUGGAGAAAUGUUUGAGCCCGAACAGUCCGUGCACGUACGUCCAAGAUAAAAUCAUCAGCACCUGUCAUCAAGUCUUCAGUUACCAACGUCUUCUAACAUUCGAAAAGGGCAAAGGUCUGCACGUCGACAUCUUCAAGAUCCCAUCGGGCUGCUCGUGCCACCUUAAAGGUGUCGCGCAGUACUCAUCAGGACCUGUGCAGUCUGCCUCCAGCCAUAACUACCUGGCCAACAGGAACCACAGGAUACCUGAAGAACAUGACAUGCGCAUCCGUAACAGCAACAUCAGCAAGACACUGUGGGCCAUAUUAGCCAGUCGCAAGGACAUGGACCCAAUUACUAAGGAGAAACUGCUGCAACACGUGCAGCAACACCCACAGCUGGAUCUUCAAGGAAACCCGGAGGAGGUGCUGAAGGAGCUUCUCACUGGCAUGGAACGAAAAAACGAUAAGAAGACAGUGGCGCAAUCCCCGACGACCAACAGGCUUCAACCUCCUGAGAAGUUCAAUGACAAGAGUUCCCUGGAGGACUACAGGACUCAGUUUGAGACGAAUGGCUAUCACCGGCCGCACGGAUCUUCUUCUUUGAAGCAGUACCACCGUGACCGCCUUCCCGAACAAUAUUUCGCAGAAGGCGUAAACGACAACCAUCGACCAAUGAACCAUCUACCUAUGCAUCAUUCGUCGGAAGAGGAUGCCUUCAUUUCAAGGUACGCCAGCUUGAGCCACAAAGCUGAGAAGCGCAAGCCCACACGCGAUGAAGAGUACGAGACAGACGUCUACGAAUCAACACCGGAAGACGUUAUGCUCUCUGAGACGCUACGACAGAGACCGUACGGCUCCAACUACUUUCCGGGCAGCAGCACCACGGAAGAGCCAUCCACGAUGAGGGACGUCGCCAAGAAGAUUAAUUUUUCGUAUCAUCCGAUCAUUGACUACAUCAGAACGAAGUGACACGAAACGUGCAACAGCCGAUAGAUCGGCAACAGUGGACCAGCUUGAUGGAUAGUGUGGAACUAAGUAAACAGUAGGCUCCGCACCGUCAGAAUGACAAACAGCAUCACACAGCAGAAUGUGCUGAAAGUUCAAGUGCACGAGGGUGUGCACUUGAAGUGCAUAAGUGACGGUGAUUCAUUUUACUCACACGAAAAAAAAAAAAAAAAAAGAAACACACAAUUUUAUACUACUCGUGUUCAUGUGCACUUCCGUGCAUUUUCAGCACACGGUGUCAUGGACGACAGCAUGAAUUGAAUUGAAUUGAAUUGAACAUUGAAUGUUCCACACGUACAUUAUCGUAAUGCUUCCUGGCCGCCAGGUUUUGGUUGGGUUGGCGGAUAAUGCGAGCAGUGGGUGUGCUCAGAGCUAUUUGGAGCGGUGUAACAUGUUUGCUUGUUUGUAUAUUCAUCCGUCUUUUACGUAACGUACAAAUUUAUUCAGUGAAAUCUGCACCUGCCGAGCGCAUGAAUGAUUUCAUGGUGAUGUCAUGGUCAUGGUCAUGGUUACAUGUCAAAGGUCACGCUGCGACCCUGGCAGCACUGCCCACUCCAUAUUCAGAGGAACGGGUAUCAAUAAGGUAAGCUACUGUGGAAGGAUCCGCCGAAGCCCUUGUACGCAUGUCGUGGUAUCUUGUCAUGAAGAAAAAAAAUUCUAUGACAACAACAAAAUGUGACAAGCAAGUAUCAAACGGUUUCGGUUAUUGUAGAAUUUCGCUAUCACCUAUUGAAUUUCGGCUAUCAUACGUACAACCGCUGUGGCGACAUCCUCGAAGGCGGGCACAGAGGGUCCGUUCUUAAAUCCCAAUCAAGUCAAUCAAGUGAUCAUUUCAGAGUCCCAGACUCUCUUCUCUUCCUCCCUAUACAACUACGCAACUCGUGGCAUCUUAUAAAUCGUGCGUACUUAUUUAUUGUAUCAUGUCACACGAUUCAUAAUGCCGAAAUGUGGUCUGCACCCGUAACACACAGCGCAACUCUCUUCGUCGGUGAAAACUGUGUGCAUAAGAUGGCUAUAUCGUAUAUACUAAUAAAAACUCAUCUACGUAACUCGACAUCGCUUUUUUAU